Molecule: messenger RNA, 1741 nt
Organism: Sesamum indicum (sesame)
Lineage: Eukaryota; Viridiplantae; Streptophyta; Magnoliopsida; Lamiales; Pedaliaceae
Source: RefSeq, a predicted model, not a curated record
GUACAGAAAAAAUGUGUCGAAGCCAUGGAACCGUUGAAAAAAGACGUAAGAAGCAUGUUAAUGGCAGCAAAUUCGAUGAAAUUGAUUGCACUAAUUGACAAACUUGAGCGUUUGGGAUUGGCAUAUAAUUUUGAGACGGAGAUUGAAGAGAAACUCCAAGAAAUUUCAGAAAACGAGGAUGACGACUAUGAUUUGUUCACUACCGCACUCCGAUUCCGUUUGCUCAGGCAACAUCAGUAUCAUGUUUCUUGUGGUGUUUUCGACAAAUUUACGGACAACCUUAGUAGUAGUGACACUGAGGGUCUUCUGAGCUUGUACGAAGCAGCCCAUGCUCGGAUUCAUGGCGAAGGCAUCUUGGAAGAGGCUGUAGCAUUUACAACCCAUCACUUGACUCGCGUUUUACAGCAGUUAGAGUCUCCUCUCAAAGACAAAGUGAAACGUGCUUUGGAGCAGGCGCUUCAUAGGGGUGUUCCGAUCAUCGAAACGCGUUUUUAUCUUUCUCUCUAUGAAAGAGAUGAGUCGAGGGACGAGCUCCUUCUAAAGCUAGCCAAAUACAACUUCAGUUUUCUGCAGAAUUUGUACAGGAAAGAGCUCUGCCAAGUCUCCAGGUGGUGGAACAACUUUGACCUCAAAACAAAGCUGUCAUAUGCAAGAGACAGAUUGAUCGAAUGCUAUCUCUGGGGUGUGUCCAUCCAUUUUGAACCUCAAUACUCUGACGUUCGAAUCGCAGUUGCAAAAAGCAUGCAAAUGGUAUCGACUAUGGACGAUACGUAUGAUAAUUAUGCUACGCUUGAAGAAGCUGAUCUUCUAACUGAGAUUUUGGAAAGGUGGGAUAUAAAAGAAAUUGAUCGACUCCCGGAUUACAUGAAAAUUUUCUAUCGAUUCGUCAUGAGUAUAUAUGAAGAUUAUGAACGUGAGGCAGCAAAACAGGGGAAGUCAUUUGCAGUUCCCUAUUUUAGAGAAACUGUGAAACAACUGGGCAGGGCUUACAACCAAGAGCUAAAGUGGGUAAUGGAGCGAGAGAUGCCUACAUUUGAAGAGUAUUUCAAGAACUCAGUGAUUACGAGCUGCAUUUACGUGAUGUUCACUGCUCUCGUCCCAGGCAUGAAAUCUGUUACCAAAGAGACCAUCGACUGGCUGCUGAGCGAGCCUAAUAUCGUCAUAUCCACCGCCAGGAUGGGUCGACACCUCGAGGACUUGGGCAGCCAUGAGCGCGAGAACAAGGGUGGCAAAAUGCUCACCGUGGUCGACUGCUACAUGCAACAACACGGUGCAUCAAAGCAGGAGACGCUUGCAAAGUUCGCAGAGCUAGUCGAGGAUGGAUGGAAAAAUGUGAACACGGAGUGGGUGGCGACGACUUCCGUGGCCAAGGAAAUGGUGGAGCAGCUUCUCAACUAUGCCCGGAUAGCAGAAGUCACUUACAAGAAUUCUGAAGAUAAUUAUACAAACCCAGAUAAAGUUUUGGGACCCCAGAUUGCUGCUCUGUUUGUUGAUCCCGUUGUUAUUUGAUUUUUGCAUGCUAAGUUAAUCGUUUGAAACUUAUGUUUCAAUGUCUAUCCCUAGACAGUUGUUCUUGGAUUUAUGUUUGGUUGUAUUACAGAAUAAGGUAGUUAGCUGAGGAUUGAGCAGUAGAGCUUUCCCAGCUAGCUACUUCUGUUGUGGUAAUAAAGGGGUGUUUAUGUUGUUAAAAGAUAAGGUCAUAUGUCGCCGUAGUUGUGUAUUAACAAAACGUUGAUGCAAG